Molecule: messenger RNA, 1334 nt
Organism: Phyllotreta striolata
Lineage: Eukaryota; Metazoa; Arthropoda; Insecta; Coleoptera; Chrysomelidae
Source: the annotation of a GenBank genome assembly
AGAAGUUGUUUUGAUUUGGUUUUUAAAAUGUUAUUUAGAUGUAGAUUUAAUUUGUUUUGAGGGUGCUAGUUAUUAUUGUUAAGAUUGUAACAAUAAAAGAAGCGAUAAUUUUUGUUAAUUCGAUCUGGUAAAAGUUUUCAUUCAUGGCUUACUUGUUAUUGAACAUAUUAUCAAUAUGAGUAGUACCCCUGCUUUUACAGAGAAGCAACUCAAAUCGACGCUUUCGGCCAAGAAAAACAAGCCCAAAGAGGCACGGAAACAUGUCCUGGCCUGUCCCUUUAAGGAGUUUCGGCCCCGAAUAAAAUCCGAGGAAGACCAGAAGCUUCUGCAUGAUGUAAUAAUGCAUAAGGUACCACUGCUAAAGCACCAGAAGAAUGUCCCUUGGGAGCAAAUAAAGCACGUUCCGAAAGAAGAGAGAAAAGCUGCUCGAGCAGUCCCCGAUAGUACCGGUGGUCCUAAGAAAAACAACAUACGUUUGGGCGUAAAUGAAGUAACUAAACUACUGGAAAAGAAAUCGGCCGGUGCUGUUCUAAUAUCAGGGGACACCAAGCCCAUGAAGAUAGUACAACAUGUCGUAGAUAUGGCUGUGUUACAUAGAGUACCGGUACUAAUUCUCGACGAUUUAAAAAGUACUCUUCACCAAAAAUGCGGCAUCGCCGCCAUGACUUUCGCCAUAGAAAGAGACCUUCCUCCGGACUCUCCCCUUAUCGCAAUAAAGGAGUGCGUAGAGAAUAUAUUUGCGAAAAUUCCAUCACCCCUGAAUCACAUAAAUUACAAGAGAAGUUUAGAAGACAUCGUCAGUACGAAUGAACCGGCAGAACAGAUGGAAGAUGAUGAAGAAGAUGAAGAAGAACCCAAAUUUGAUGAAACCGAAGUUCGUAAAAGGGUAUAUUUAGAAAAGCCGAAGAGUGGAAGGGCGUUUGUUCCUCAGGAACCAAAAAAGAGGAAAAAAGUAGGGAAAAUGGAUGUAGAUGAAACUGGGUUCCUAUCGUUUACAAACGAAAGCACUGACUGGCCUCCGGCAUAUAGCACACCUAGUUAUAAAUCAUUGGCAGUUAAAACUCACAGAGGAAAUCGAGUCAGGGCUAAAAAUAAAUUACAGAGAAUACGUACUAGAAAAAAUAAGAAGAGUAAUAAAGACGAGAAAGAGCAAACUGGAACUGAUGAUGUUGGAAAUUAAACUUUUAAGUUAUGUCGAUUUGAAUUGUUACGGAAAUGUUUCACUUGAAUAUGAAGAGGAAUUUAAGAGUUUAAAAUAAGUUACUACCAUUUAUUUGAACAGAUACACAGGGUGUUGAAGUCAAGAUAUGUUAAAUGUAUGAUUUAUUAUGAAC